This is a messenger RNA of Neltuma alba, 1911 nucleotides long. RefSeq lists its product as uncharacterized. Lineage: Eukaryota; Viridiplantae; Streptophyta; Magnoliopsida; Fabales; Fabaceae. The transcript has 7 exons. Gene Ontology annotation, cellular component: chloroplast thylakoid membrane; chloroplast envelope. The record is from RefSeq and is a predicted model, not a curated record. The coding region runs from base 160 to 1482 and encodes 440 amino acids.
AAUAGUUCCCAGAUAAUAGGGACAGAGCGACAGAGAUUUUGCUGAAACCUCGCCCCUUGGAUUCCUUGGGCCUCUGCUAUGGUGGAACUAGCUGAAAGUCUUAAACCAGUGAGUCAGUGAACGGUAGUCCGAAGGUGGCUUAAUCGAAGGAAAAAACCGAUGGGUUACGAGAUUUCUGCCUUCGUCUUCAAUAGCACCACUCCCACUCUCAUCUCCUGCCCUGAAAAUCACUCCCCACGCUGUCUUGUAAUUCCUUCCUCCUCCUCUGCUUCUACGUUCUUACCUUCCAAGCUUUACCCUUGCUCCAAACACGAAGCUAGGAGAUUAGCACGGCAGAAUUUCGAACCCCAGACUCGCCUAUAUGGCGACCGACUCUGUCCACUAGCUAGCAGAGUAUCCUCUGCUCAAGUGGAAGAGCAAAAGGAGGUUGAAAUUGUGGAGGGUUACAGUAUGACCGAAAUUUGUGACAGAAUGAUAGAUGUGUUCAUGAAUGAGAAGACCAAAUCAAAGGAAUGGAGGAAGUAUUUGGUAUUUAGAGAAGAGUGGAAUAAAUAUAAGGAUAGCUUCUACAGAAGGUGCCAGAAAAGGGCAGACAUGGAGAUUGACCCAGUUAAGAAGCAAAAAUUCAUUUCACUGUGGAAAAAGAUGAAGAAGAUUGAUGAUGAAAUGGAAGAACACAAUGAUCUACUCAAGGAGGUGCAAGAUAGCCCUACUGAUAUAAAUGCCAUUGUUGCAAUGAGGCGUAAAGAUUUUACAGGGGAAUUCUUCCGUUACCUAUCUCUCCUUUCAGACACAUAUGACACCUUGGAAGACCGAGAUGCAAUUGCCAGGCUUGGGACUAGAUGCUUGGCAGCUGUCAGUGCCUAUGACAACACUUUAGAGAUUGUGGAGACGUUGGAUCCUGCACAGGCCAAAUUUGAUGAUAUUCUCAACUCACCGUCAAUUGAUGCGGCAUGUGAGAAGAUCAAAAGCCUUGCAAAGGCAAAGGAACUUGAUUCAUCAUUAAUCCUCUUGAUAAAUAGUGCUUGGGCUAAAGCAAAAGAGUCUUCAACACUGAAAAAUGAGGUGAAAGAUAUAAUGUAUCAAUUGUACAAGACCACAAAGAGCAGUCUAAGGAGCAUGGCUCCUAAAGAAAUAAAGCUGCUUAAGCAUUUGUUGAAUAUUGUAGACCCUGAGGAGAGAUUCUCUGCAUUAGCAACAACUUUCUCCCCUGGUGAUAAACAUGAAACCAUAGACCCUAAUGCAUUAUACACGACCCCGAAGGAGCUGCAUAAGUGGGUUAAGAUCAUGCUUGACGCGUAUCAUUUGAAUAAAGAAGAAACAGAGUUGAGGGAAGCCAAGCAGAUAACUCAACCUGUGGUUAUUCAGAGGCUCUUCAUCCUCAAGGAAACUAUUGAAGAAGAAUAUCUGGAAAAACGUACACUUCAAAAGUCUGAUGCAGAAAAAGACUCUAAAUCAGAAGAAGAAGAAGAAGAGUUUUAAGGUACUUCACUUAAAAAUGCAAAUUUCCCUGCCCACUCGCUUCAUUGUUUCAUGCCUUGAAAGUAAAAAGGGCAACAGGGAAAGCGGGGUCAAAGAAGGAAAUGAUCAAGUAAAUGUGCGAAAGACGUUUUAAGUGGCUACUACUAGCAGCUGGGGCCACAACUUAUCCGCAUUCAAAGAUAUAUGGGGGUGUAAUCUACUUUUUUUACAAUGACAUUUAGGGGAAUUAAAUUUCAAGGGGUCAUUAGUGUUAGGACAAGCCAUGGUGUAAUUUUUACUUUUGUCUCGUAUUUAGAAGGAUUUGUAUCAUGUUUCCUUCUUUUGCAUGGCGAACAUGUGGGGUUGUACUCAUUUAAAAAGCUGUAAUGUAAAUAGUAAGCCUCCCACCAAAGCAAGGCUUUGGUUAAGCACUCUUGCCGUUUACCCAAA